Paramecium primaurelia is the source of this 610-nucleotide messenger RNA. The record is from the annotation of a GenBank genome assembly. NCBI's taxonomy places the organism in Eukaryota, Ciliophora, Oligohymenophorea, Peniculida, Parameciidae.
UUUAAAUCAAAUGAGUAAUUUGAAUGCUGCAAGUUUAUAUGAAAAUCUAUAACAACCUAUAAGUCAAUACUAUGACAAGAGUUCAAAUUUGACAAGGGAAGAAUAUUUUUAUAAACUCUCAAUAUCCACUACAUUAUACUUGGGAAAUUUGUCAAUCUAUACAACUGAAGAAUAAAUAUUUGAAUUAUUCAAUAGAGUUGGAGCAGGAGUGAGAAGAUUAAUUAUGGGAAGAAAUAAAGAAACAGGAAAGGCUAUUGGAUUUUGCUUCAUUGAAUAUUUUAAUCAUGAAGAUGCAAAAGAGGCUCAUGAAUACUUGGACCUUUUAAAAUUGGAUGAAAGAGCAAUAAGAGUAGAUUGGGAUAUUGGAUAUUCUGAAGGAAGAGAAUAUGGAAGAGGCACAGGAGGCAAUUAAGUUAGAGAUUCUUAUAGAAAGGUGGCAGAUCCAGAAAGACCUAAUGUUCAAUAAAACAGAGGUAGAGGAAGAAGUUAUAAUAACAAUGGAGGAAGGAGAAAAUAAGCUGAUGAAGAUGAGAGCGACAAUUCAGGAGGUGGAUAUAAGAAAAGAGCAGGAAACAGAUCAAACAAUAAUUAUUGAAGAUUGAAAAUUUUC